Molecule: messenger RNA, 472 nt
Organism: Cyanistes caeruleus (blue tit)
Lineage: Eukaryota; Metazoa; Chordata; Aves; Passeriformes; Paridae
Gene: SNCA
Product: synuclein alpha
Biological process (GO): chemical synaptic transmission; synapse organization; regulation of dopamine secretion
Cellular component (GO): neuronal cell body; cytoplasm; axon terminus
Molecular function (GO): cuprous ion binding
Source: RefSeq, a predicted model, not a curated record
GGGGGAGGGAGGAGAAGCCGGGCGCCGUGUGCCGACGGCGUGUCCGCGGGAGCCCGUGGGUGCCCAUAUGGUCGCGCCGCUCUGCUUCCCUCGAGCUGUGUGAAGAAAGUCUUCAGCCAUGGAUGUGUUCAUGAAAGGGCUUUCCAAGGCAAAGGAGGGAGUCGUAGCAGCAGCAGAAAAAACCAAGCAGGGUGUGGCAGAGGCAGCAGGAAAGACGAAAGAGGGAGUCCUCUAUGUGGGUUCCAGGACCAAGGAGGGAGUUGUUCAUGGUGUUACAACAGUGGCUGAGAAGACCAAAGAGCAGGUGUCUAAUGUUGGGGGAGCUGUGGUGACAGGAGUGACGGCAGUGGCGCAAAAGACGGUGGAAGGAGCAGGGAACAUCGCUGCAGCCACUGGCUUGGUGAAGAAGGAUCAGUUGGCCAAACAGGUUUGUUUAUUUGCAGCCUUUUCCAGGUGAAGAAGUGAGCAGCAA